Triticum aestivum (bread wheat) is the source of this 1092-nucleotide messenger RNA. RefSeq lists its product as uncharacterized. Lineage: Eukaryota; Viridiplantae; Streptophyta; Magnoliopsida; Poales; Poaceae. The record is from RefSeq and is a predicted model, not a curated record. Bases 31 to 894 code for a protein of 287 amino acids. The transcript has 4 exons. Gene Ontology annotation, molecular function: protein dimerization activity.
AAAAUAGUAGAGGACAAGUGGGAAUCUCAAAUGGGGGUGAAGUUGUAUGGAGCUGCACUAUUCUUAAACCCAAAUAGGAUCUAUGGUCUCAAAGCUAAGCCCGAGAAAGCACGAUAUUGUCAAAGGCUUAGGCAUAUGUUCAAUGAGGUGCUAUUGCACAUGGAGCCCGAUGAUGAUAAAGCAAGCGUGAUAAGUAGAUUGGCUGAUGACUAUGAAAGAGGUGAAGGUGAAUGCUUCAGCUCUAAGUUGGCAAUCAAUGACCGAACAAAAAAGAGUCCUCUUCUUUGGUGGGGUGCUUAUGGUGGCCUUGCUUAUGAGCUGCAACAUUUAGCAAAGCACAUAGUUAGCCUUUGUGCUUCAGCUUCCGGUUGCGAACGAAAUUGGUCUUGCUUUCAAAAUAUCCAUAGCAAAAAGAGAAAUAGGUUGGAGUUCCAAAGACUUAAUGAUUUGUCAUAUGUUCAAUACAACCGGAAGAAUGCCGAUAGGUUCCAAAAGAUUCGUGAGGAAGGCUCCAAAGGGACUAGGUCUGACCCAUUAGUCCUAGAAGACUUACAAUGGGACAAUGAAUGGGUUGACCAUAAUGCCCAGCCGGUUUAUGAAGGGGCUGAUAUCACUUGGGCUCAAGUUGACGAAGCUGUCGGUGCAUCUGAAGGUCCAUUGCGCAACCUUAGAAGCCGUGGGAGUGGGAGCCAGGCUGCUGUUACUCAUGUCUAUUCUCGAUCUCGAGUGCACCAAGUUGGAGAAGAUGAGGACGAGGAGGAUGAUGCAAAUCAGGAGGUUGAGCUUGAAGAUUAUUCAACAAGUGAAGAUGAUCAAGAGGGAAAUCAAGGUGAAGGUGAAGGUGGAGGUGAAGAGAGAGGCUCCAUUGGCUUUGAUGAUGAUCUGGAUUACUAGGACGAUUGAUGGAACUUGGGCUGGUGUGGCUUCAUUUUGGACAUAUGGAGUUGGGGGCUCUUGGGGCUGGUGUGCCUCAUUUUGGACAUAUGGAGUUGGGGGCUCUUGGGGCUGGUGUGCCUCAUUUUGGACAUAGGAUUUGGGGCUGCUGUGGACCGUGUGGCUUCUUUUUGGACAUAUGGAGUUGGGGGCUUGGGG